UACAUUCAUUUGAAAUGUGUAUGUGUGCGUUGUUCAGCCCGACAGGAGUUUACAGACUCUGAUCCAGACGACACAUCAGAGGAGCUGACAGCUGUGGUGUGUCUGGAGUCAGACCUGCAGGAUGGACAGAUGAUGGAAGUCGAAGUGGGACAUCGCAGCGUGUUGUUGACCCGCACUGAGGGCAAAAUCAGUGCCAUUGGUAACCAGUGUACACACUACGGCGCUCCGCUCAGCAAAGGGGUUAUUUCAGGCCACAGAGUACGCUGCCCGUGGCAUGGCUCCUGCUUCAAUGUUCAUACAGGAGAUCUGGAGGAGUGCCCCGGCAUGGACUGUUUACCCCGCCACAAGGUCAAAAUCCAAAACAGCAAAGUCUAUGUGUCCGUAAACAAAAAAACUUUCAUGCAGGAAAAAAGAAUAAAGAAUAUGGGAGCUGCAGUACCAGGAGUUACUCACACCAUUCUCCUGCUGGGAGGAGGGGCUGCAUCACUCAUGUGCGCUGAGACUCUUCGGCAGGAAUACUACAGCGGCAGGAUCAUAAUGGUCACCAGAGACGAACUUUUACCUUACGACAAAACCAGACUCAGCAAGGUGAUGAAUGUGGAGAGCGACAGUAUUCUGCUGAGGAGGAUGGAGUUUUUCCAUCAGUACGAUAUUGAGGUGUGGCUCAGGAAAGAAGCGCUGUCAGUGGACACAGACAAGAAGACCAUCUCUUUUGAUGAUGGUUCAGUCCAGAGCUAUGACCAGCUCCUCAUCUCAACAGGCUGCAGAGCAAAGGGUCUGGAUGUGCCCGGCAUGAAGCUGGACAACGUCAAGAUGCUGGAGACACCGGAGGAUGCCCGGCAAAUCCAUGCAGCCUGUCUCGGCUGCAACGUUGUCCUCGUGGGAACCUCUUUUGUUGGCAUGGAAGUUGCAUCUUAUUUGAUAGACAAAGCCUACAGUAUCACUGUGAUUGGCAGCAGUGUGCUGCCAUACCAGAACACACUGGGUCCAGAAAUUGGCAAAGUCACCAUGAUGAUGCUGUCAGAGAAAAAUGUGAAAUUCUACAUGAACGAUAAUGUAACCGAGGUCAAAGGUGUGAACGGCAAGGUGAAGGAGGUUGUGCUUAAAAGUGGAAAAGUUAUCCCAGCUGAUGUUCUGAUUGUCGGUAUCGGCAUCAUCCCUAACUCAGAGUUCCUGCGAGGCAGUAACAUACAGAUGGAUGCAAAAAACUUUGUUCCAGUCGAUAAGUACAUGCGCACCAACAUUCCCAACGUCUACUGCGGGGGCGACGUAGCAACCUUCCCCUUGGCGAUGGCCAAUAACAAGCGGGUCAACAUCGGACACUGGCAGAUGGCACAAGCACAUGGAAGGAUAGCAGCUCUGAACAUGCUGAAUAAACAGACUGAACUCAACUCUGUUCCUUUCUACUGGACCGUCCUACUGGGUAAAACCAUCCGAUAUGCAGGAUAUGGAGAGGGAUACACUGAGAUUGUGAUGAAAGGCAAUUUUGAGGACAGGAAGUUCCUGGCAUUGUACAUCAAGAAUGAUGAAGUUAUAGCGGCAGCAAGCCUGAACUAUGACCCAGCAGUAUCUGCAGUAGCUGAGAGGUUCACAGCAGGAAAAGUCAUCACGAAGGAAGAGGCUCAGUACGUAAAUCUGUCUUUCCGUCCUUGCUUGAGUUUAAUUUUGGGGGGGUUGUCCAUUAGAAGUCAGUGAAUGUCAAAGAAAACAAUGAGCGCCAUGCCAUGCUCCGUUUGUUUGCAACAGGAACAGUCUCGUAAAUAAGAUGCUGUUUGCUAACAAGUUAAAAGGUGACAAUAUCCUGUGUUCAGAAUUUGUUUCAGCUUGUUUGAAGGUCUAAACAACCUUCUGUUUUUCUCAAACGUUGUUUAUGUAUUCAGAUCAAAUGUUCAGCUCUGUGAUUUAAGUAUAAAAGCCUGUCUUCUCUUUCCUGACAGAUCAGACGAUCUGAGCUGGCUACACGUGUCCUGAUCUGCACUUUUCCUCUCCCCUCAUCUUCUCAACACAUCGUCUGUACAGUGUUGACAUGAAACCAGAAUGUCCUUCAUCUGUCUCUUCGUCACCAUCGCCGUAAACAAGGAUAAAGGCUUUGGACACGUUGGUGAAAGUGGAGGAGAGGAGACAGACUUCGCUCAUGGUGUCAAAAAGCAGCAGCCACAGUGAAGUUUAUAUUCACAGUUCAGUGUGUUGGUGCAGGUUGUGUGUGGAUGUAUUGGAUUUAAAUUGUACGUCACACAGUUGGGUGUUCAUGUUAGGGGAACUCCACCAUGUAAACAACAGAUACCUCAGAUGGAUGCAGCUUUUGGGACUUAUUUUUUAAUAUUUUGUAUUAUUUCAUUAGAUUUUACUCUUAUUUUAUAGCUUUACAUCUCCAGGGGGAUUUUAGAGACGUCAUAUUUAAGAUAUUUAAAAGGCAAUGUGAGCAGCCUUUUACCUGGACGGGGCUAUGGAAAAACACAAGUGACCUUAAUGCCCACUGCAGCCGUGUAGCGACGUGGUCUGGUCGGUGAGUCGGGGUAGGGGGUGGGGGGAUUAGAAGAACAGAGGGGGAGUGUCCAGCUCUUUGAAGCAGAGAUGCUGAAACAGGCAACGGCAACAAAACGCACCAACAGGGGAACAAUGAGCCUUCGGCAAACAGCACACAAAGGCAGUGUGAUAAAACCUUCACAAAAGAAAUGCUGCGUUUUUCUCUCUUUCCCCACUCUGUCUCUCUGCAGGUUUAUCACUGUCUUUACUUCACACCUCAACAUUUACAUUUAUCUCAGCAGCACGCUUCAUGUUCACUGUAUCCGGGAUUCAACUACUGAAAACUUUUCAAGGCCAGUACGAGUUACAGUAUUUUAGGAUUGAAUGUACCAUUGGCUUCUAUUUUGUACUAAGGUUUUAUGUAGAAGAUUUGGAACUUUUCUUUGAGGAUUCAUUGUUUUUUUCUUUUUCUUUUUUUCUUUUUAGAUCAUGUUAUGUGAUGUAUAUUGUCACAUUUCUGGAUAAUCAACUGAUAAAUUGUUAAAAGGAAAUGGAAAGAUAACCAUACCAAAACUCUUUUUAAAGAAGUUUUUAGGAUAAAAGAGCACAUUUAACACCUAGCAUCAAGUUUUUUCAACACAUUUAUGCAAAAAUUGUCGUCUAAAUUACUAAGGUCACAGAUCAUGGGCACAUUUUAUCACACAUUUUAUCUUCGACACCAAUUUAAAAUAUUUUUUUAUCUUUCUGCUCAUCUGCAGCCUCACAUCUUUCUGCUUUCACAGCAUUAUAUUGUAACAGAUUACUGGAACAGCCUAAUUCAUUUAUCUACCACUUGUUUCCUUGCACCCACACUAUUUGUUACGAGUAAUUUAGCAUAUUGUCAAUUCUUCAGGUAUGAAAAUAUCAGUUUUCUUCUCCUGAGGAUUUUCAGUGAAAGACAUACUUAAGCUCCCAUAAGAUUACGAACAAUCCUGAACAUUAGUCCUCUUGUUCAACAGCUUUGUUCAACAAUGUGAACCCUGAUGCCUGGGGAGAGAUAACAGGGAUGUACUCGUCAUUAUUUAAACUUUUUGUAUUGUGUUUCACUUUGUUCAUGCAUGAAAAAAACUUCUCAGUCACAACAGCAUA
Molecule: messenger RNA, 3594 nt
Organism: Lates calcarifer (barramundi perch)
Lineage: Eukaryota; Metazoa; Chordata; Actinopteri; Centropomidae
Gene: aifm5
Product: apoptosis inducing factor mitochondria associated 5
Exons: 17
Cellular component (GO): cytoplasm
Molecular function (GO): flavin adenine dinucleotide binding; 2 iron, 2 sulfur cluster binding; oxidoreductase activity, acting on NAD(P)H
Source: RefSeq, a predicted model, not a curated record